This is a messenger RNA of Candoia aspera, 2166 nucleotides long. It is a transcript of the gene GFOD1, whose product is annotated as Gfo/Idh/MocA-like oxidoreductase domain containing 1. The record is from RefSeq and is a predicted model, not a curated record. The transcript is spliced from 2 exons. The coding region runs from base 42 to 1214 and encodes 390 amino acids. NCBI's taxonomy places the organism in Eukaryota, Metazoa, Chordata, Lepidosauria, Squamata, Candoiidae. Gene Ontology annotation, molecular function: nucleotide binding.
GGGAAAAGGUGAGGGCGGGGGGACAGCAGCCAGCAACAGCCAUGCUGCCCGGGGUGGGCGUGUUCGGCACCAGCCUGACCGCCCGGGUCAUCAUCCCGCUGCUAAAGGACGAGGGCUUCGCGGUCAAGGCGCUCUGGGGCCGCACUCAGGAAGAGGCGGAAGAGCUGGCCAAGGAGAUGAGCGUCCCCUUCUACACCAGCCGGAUAGACGAGGUCUUGCUGCAUCAGGAUGUGGAUUUGGUCUGCAUCAACCUGCCGCCUCCUCUGACCAGGCAGAUCGCGGUGAAAACUCUGGGGAUUGGGAAGAAUGUCAUUUGUGAUAGAACAGCCACUCCGCUGGAUGCCUUUAGGAUGAUGACAGCUGCCCACUAUUAUCCCAAGCUCAUGAGCAUCAUGGGCAAUGUUCUCCGUUUCCUGCCUGCCUUUGUGAAGAUGAAGCAGCUGAUCCAAGAGGGCUAUGUGGGAGAACUGCUUGUGUGUGAGGUACAGGUUCACAGUGGGAGCCUGCUGGGGAAGAAAUAUAACUGGAGCUGCGAUGACCUGAUGGGAGGUGGAGGGUUGCAUUCUGUUGGUACCUACAUCAUUGAUCUCUUGACCUUCCUCACCAGUCAGAAAGCAGUGAAAGUUCAUGGACUUCUUAAGACCUUUGUGAAACAGACAGACCAUAUUAAGGGAAUUCGGCAAAUUACGAGUGAUGACUUCUGUACAUUUCAAAUGGUCUUAGAAGGUGGAGUGUGCUGCACUGUUACCCUUAAUUUCAACAUGCCCGGGGAAUUUAAACAAGAUAUUGUUGUGAUUGGAUCAAGUGGGCGGCUGAUUGCAGUUGGCACUGAUUUGUAUGGACAAAGCAAUAACUCCCCACAAAAAGAGCUCCUUUUGAAAGAUUCUUCCCCGGUCAGCAAUGCCUUGUUACCUGAGAAGGCCUUCAGUGACAUCCCAUCUCCGUACCUUCGGGGUACCAUAAAGAUGGUACAAGCAGUCAGGGAGGCAUUUGAAGAUCAGGAUGACAGACGAACCUGGGAUGGCCGGCCACUCACAAUGGCUGCAACUUUUGAUGACUGUCUCUAUGCUUUGUGUGUGGUGGACACCAUUAAGAGAUCCAACCAGCUGGGUGAAUGGCAGAACAUCGUGAUUAUGACUGAAGAACCGGAACUGAGUCCUGCUUACUUGAUCAGUGAGGCCAUGCGGCGGAGCAGGAUGUCUCUGUACUGCUAGCUUUUGUCUUGUCUUGGGAGGAAAAGGAAGUAAAUUGAUUCAGUUUUUUCCUGACAGAAAUAUGAUUACACAUCUCAGACCUGGACAAGGGAAACAGUUUAAGGAAACAAUAAUUGUUGCUUAAACCACAUUACCUAGUUGGUGCUGAAAUAGAUGCAUUUGAAAUGCUUGUAGCACAUAGUAGUUGCAGAUCCUUAUGAAGGAAAAAUGUGCAUUAACUUUUUACAACAUAUUAGGAAGGUAAAUCAUAAUCAGUCUGCAAUCUGUUGGAGCAUGGCUGAUUCAGUUGUGUUUACUGUUAAAAAAAAAAGAUUCAGGAAGGUCCGGUUGGACAAGACAACAGGCCAUAAAGAUGCUUGAAUCAGAAACCUGUGUAGGUUGCACAGGCUUACCCACAGCUUCAAGGAGCUCCACUAAUAAAAGCAUGCUACUCUAUUCUUACUCUGUUAAAUAACCCAUUGCAUCUACAUUAGUUAAAAGAUACAAUAAGACCUUUUGGCAUGAAUAUGUUAUCUGAUCUCAAAACUCCCUGACAGCUUGGUUUUCAUAGCUAACAUUAAUGAUGUUUUUGGAUUUUUUUCCUUUUUCUAUGGAAUGUAACUUGAACAAGUAGGGUUUUUUUCCCCCCAAUUCAGAUUGCUCCAAAUUCAUAGUACAUUCCACUUCAGGUUCCAGAUGCACAGGCUCAGCAGGCUUUGAUUCAAAGUACAACAAUCUCUAUAAAAAAAUAGAAUUGGGCGAAAAUUAGUUUUAGGGUAGGUACAUGUUUGAUGAGCUUUGAUUCCUGGUAAAUUCCAGGGUGAUGUUUGCUAAUCUAUCAGAGCAAAAUCAAGCAUGAAUCCUGCGAUACCUUAAUAUGUUUAUUGUAGCAUAAAUUUUCACAGACUGGGCCUUCUUUUGUUAAAAGCAUGAAGUAGUCUUAUCUGAUAAAGUGGAUUUCGUUGCAAAAAGA